Notothenia coriiceps (black rockcod) is the source of this 4351-nucleotide messenger RNA. RefSeq names its product protein capicua homolog. Gene Ontology annotation, cellular component: nucleus. The transcript is spliced from 3 exons. Gene Ontology annotation, molecular function: DNA-binding transcription factor activity, RNA polymerase II-specific; RNA polymerase II transcription regulatory region sequence-specific DNA binding. The record is from RefSeq and is a predicted model, not a curated record. Gene Ontology annotation, biological process: regulation of transcription by RNA polymerase II. The coding region runs from base 425 to 4150 and encodes 1241 amino acids. Lineage: Eukaryota; Metazoa; Chordata; Actinopteri; Perciformes; Nototheniidae.
GUUGUCAAGGCUUUGGGGCUUCAUUCACCAUUUUGCGACUGUAGAGUAGAAUGUACAGGGCAGUAGUUUUUCCUCCUUUUAAGUUGCUUUGCCGGAGAAACAUGAACGGCCGCUAAUUGGCAGCUGCGGACGACCGGCCACCCUGCCCUAUCUCAUCCGGCGGACGCAGCAGAGAACCACGUCGGGGUACUAUAUUAGCUCUGAGUCUCUGGAAUAAGGUGGGCAAGUGCCGAAGUCGCACAACCAAGACAAGACAGGAUGAGAGAGGGAGGCCCCGGCAGAGGAGGAAAAUAGAGAGACUAGAAAGGAGGGGGAAGAAGAAGAAGAUAAAAACGAGGCAGAGCAACACAGGAACGCCAAAGAAAAUCUCUGGGAUAAAUAAAUAAAAUACUUGUUUGGAGGAAAAGGCGAGCUAGAUGAAAAGAUGAAGCCGAUAAAAAAGCAGGGCCGGCGCUCUCCUCCCUCCACCCGGGCCAAAGGGGGAAAGCGUCGCGGAGCGGGGGAUGCCCCAGAAGGAGGGGAGAAGAGAGACUCAGACGAGAGCAGAGACAGAAGCAGAUCCCCACAAAACCGAAAACCCUCCUCUGCAUUUUCUCCUAAUUCACAUUCAGAGUCCAUAACGACGGAUCUACUUAGAGCACGGGACACUUCAGAGGGGGAGGGGCUUCACAGAGAAGGACUGUCAGAAACGACAGUGUCGCUUGUGAUGGAUUCUGGGAAGAUUUUGACAUCUUCAGACGACAGAUCAGGGAGGUCAGCUGUGAGCAUUGACAGUGCGGGUAGCAGUUGUAGUAACAGUAGUACGCCCAGCGCCAACAACAGCCCAAACCCCGCAUCCAGCCGAAAAACUGCCACCUUUAAAGCCCGCGUUCCCAAGAAGAAGUACACUUCUGAACACUGCUUGUCUGCUACUGGUAACCAUAGCAACCUUUCCUCCAGCACGCCUCCUCCACUUUCUCUUAGUGGUGGUGUCAUCAACCACGGGUCAACGGGUUCAGGAAGCGACAUCUGUGUCUCCCACUCUGAUGGCAUCAGUCAGAGCCGGAGCCUGAUGGACGACUUCCACAGCAGGACCGCUGGCAGGGAGGGGCCUCAGUGCAGCUCCCCAGGACCCCCUACCCUGACGCUGGGAGGGGACAGGGACAGACCACCAGGAUGUGAAGGGGUGAGGGAUGUAGAGCGAGUGUUGCCCAGCCCCUUGCCUCGCUGCUCCUCUACAGACACUGCAAGCGAGCACUCAGCUGACCUGGAGGUAGUCGGCGAGUCACACGCCCCCACGCAGAUGUCUUCACAUGCUCCACCCAGUCUCCCUGAUGCUCUGUCUGAUGCCCUGGCCAAAGGGCUGAAGAAUCAGCGUAUCCUUGCCCGCCAGCUCAGGCGAAGAGAGGACGAGGAUGGAGGAGGUGAAAGGAGGGAUGAAGGAUUUUCAGAUCUGGUGUUCCGGGCUGGAGUCGUCCGCAAGGUCAGCGGUGAAUUUGGAAGCCUGGAGGUGCAGCUGAAUGGUGAGAAGACGCUGUGCCGUUAUCCGUAUCGACAUGACAGCCCACCAGGGGUGGUAGACAUUAUACUAGAUGCCCAGCCUCCUGGUGUACAUCCAAUAUCUAUUGGCACUCGUGUAUGCGUGCCAUUUGGCAACGAGGAGGGCAGCGAGGGCCAGUGGCAGUGGUACCGGGAAGGUGUGGUGACCCAGGUGGACACACACCCUGCUGUUGCCAACCGCUACCGUGUCCUGCUGUCCGAGGAAAGAGCUGACUCUGUGGAGGAGGAAGAAGAAGGCAGUGGGACAGGUGUGGGCCCCCAGGCAGUGUGGGUGUCCCGACAGACACUCAGGCUCCUGGUUCCACCUUGGGACCUGGAUCUGCCUCCUGGAGGAGGACAAGAUGGAGACGAGGAGGUCAGAGACAAAGAAAGGGAGCGGGAGGACAGGGAGGAGAUAGAUGUGGAGCAGGAGGUGUGUCGUCUGAGCCGGGGAAUGACGCCCAGCGUGGGGAGAGGAAUCCCCUACCCUGGCACCGUCCCUGUUUCCUCCACAUUGGGCCACAACAUCCCCACCCCAGUAACCCCGGUGUCCGUGCUCAGCCUGGCACCAAGCAGAGAGUGGGAAAUAGAGCAAGACGUAGAGAGGGAGAGGGACCUCCAGAGACAACAGGAAAGAGAGAGGGAAAGAGAGCGAGAAAGGGAGAACUCUGCAAUGCAGCAUCGCCAACAACAGCAGCAACACCACCCGUACAUGCCACUCACCCCUGAAGAAGACAUGGAGGUGUCCCUGUUUAACAUGCUCCCAAUGGGGGCCAUCCUACCUGGGGCAAAACCAAUGGCACUUCCCCAACACCGCCACAUUGUCUCUAAGCCCCCGCCUGGCUACCUCAACCACUUGUCUGUGGUGCGGGGUAUCGGGAUACCCACUGCCCACCUGGCUUUGAACCCCCUUUGCCCUCCAUCACCUGUCCUAAUAGGCCUUGACCCAACAACUGCAGCAGUCAUUAACUCCCCUCAGCUCCCUCCAAUCUCUUCUUCCACUGCAUCCUCCAGAGUAGAGAAGGCCUCAGGAGGAGGUGCUUCCGGUGGAGGAGGAGGCGGUGGAUCCGGAUCGGGUUCAACAUCCUCCUCUUCCUCACGUUCUCGCACCCCUCUGACAGCUGCCCAGCAAAAGUACAAGAAGGGAGAUGUGGUGUGCACGCCAACGGGCAUCCGUAAGAAGUUCAACGGAAAGCAAUGGAGGAGGCUGUGCUCCAGGGAGGGCUGCUCCAAAGAGUCUCAGCGCCGGGGAUACUGCUCCAGACACCUCUCCAUGAGGACCAAGGAGAUGGAGGCCAGCGGAGGUGGCCGGGAACGGGGCGGAGCCAGCAGCACGGGGACCCUUACGCCGUCUGACCUCCGAAUGAGUGGUGGGAGAGCAAGCUCAGAGUUCGACUGGGACGAGACGUCACGCGAGAGCAGCGAGGCAAGCAGCCGCGGGGGAGACUCCCGCCCCCGCCUGGUCCUUCCCUCCCUGCUCCCCCAAGACCUCUCUCGAUUUGACUUUGACGAGUGUGAGGCAGCGACCAUGCUGGUCUCUCUGGGGGGCUCCCGCUCAGGUACACCCUCAUACUCCCCUAUCUCCAACCAGUCACCCUUCUCCCCUACCCCAUCACCCUCACCCUCUCCGCUCUUCGGCUUCCGCCCUGCUAAUUUCAGCCCCAUCACGGCUCCUGCCUUGCUUACUCCACGCCGCCACCGUCAGCUUAGCGGCACUAAGAUGGGCACACCAGGUGUCGAGCGAGAGCGCCACCUGUCGGGGAUCGUGCCCACAUUUCAGACCAAUCUCACUUUCACAGUACCCAUGAGCCCCAGCAAGAGGAAGCUCGACAACCACCCGCCCCCCCCGCUGCCUACAAUCCAGGACUAUCUGAUCAAACCUGAGCAUCAGCAGCUGUUAGGGGGAGUUAUGGUGGGAGACCCAACCCUGGGACACAGCCCUGCCGCCUUCAGAGUCCUCUCCCCCCAGAGUCAGCCCACGACCCCUUCCUCACUUUCCUUCCCCCGGCCUCGUAGCGCCACCAGCAGGCCACCGUCCUCCACUGCCUCUACCCCUCCACCCAUGCUUGUUUCUCCCACUCCUCCCUCACCACUGCCCCAGGAACCGUCCCCACGCCGCAUCGUGCCCCUCCGUGAUUCCCCAGUCAUCGUUCGAAACCCUGAUGUCCCCCUUGCCAAGUUCUCGGAUGGACCGUUAGGGAGGAGGGAGAGGAGCAGGUCCAGAGAGCACAGUCAGCCCCAACACACAGCUACACCCGGCCUGCAGGUCCCCGUCCCCAUCAACGGGGCCACCACCAACGGGGCAGUUCUGCUGAGAAACCCCACAUCCACACUGGUCCUGGUCACCUCCAGCUCGUCUCUGACUCCAGCCUCAAUGGGCCACGCUGCCCUGUCCAGCCCCUCUACCAUGCCCACCUCAUCGGGCUCCAUCCUGUCCUCCUCUGGCUUUGGAGGCCGGGAGCGGGAGAGGAAACCUGAGGGACACCAGGAUGCCUCUGAGUGGGGGCUGCCGCAGCCGGUAGCCUGCCACCCCACUCCAACUGCCCUGCUGCCGCUCAUACUGCCAGCUGAUUCUCCUCACCCCGCACCACGCAAGCAGAUCAUCAUGGGACGGCCCGGCACAGGUGAGUAAGGCAGGGCGCGUGAAAAAGGGAUUAUCAUUAUGGCACUGUGGCUUUGACCUUUGUUCACGUCUGAUAAAAAGUCUGCUCAGGCACACUUCUGCCAUAUUGUAAGGUGUUAUGGGAUGUGCAGGCUGAAGCUUGCGUACCCUAGCACAGUUAUUCUCACUUUCAUUAUCUCUAUACAGUUACAGGAGGGCCAUCAGACUGCU